Messenger RNA from Thunnus maccoyii (southern bluefin tuna), 1950 nucleotides. RefSeq names its product claudin-3-like. Gene Ontology annotation, biological process: cell adhesion; bicellular tight junction assembly. The record is from RefSeq and is a predicted model, not a curated record. Gene Ontology annotation, cellular component: plasma membrane; bicellular tight junction. Bases 80 to 1213 code for a protein of 377 amino acids. NCBI's taxonomy places the organism in Eukaryota, Metazoa, Chordata, Actinopteri, Scombriformes, Scombridae. The transcript is spliced from 3 exons. Gene Ontology annotation, molecular function: structural molecule activity.
UAUGAGCAAACGGCAUUCCAUGUCUGACUACUCAGAUAGAGAAGACAUCUGUGCGCUUUGAAUCAUACAGGUUUAAGACAUGAUUUCAUUGGGGCUGGAAAUACUUGGAGUGACUCUGGCUGUCCUGGGAUGGAUCUUAGCCAUUGUAUCCUGUGUCUUGCCCAUGUGGAGAGUAUCAGCUUACAUUGGGGUAAACAUCAUCACAGCUCAGACCACCUGGGAGGGCAUCUGGAUGAGCUGCGUGGUCCAGAGCACAGGUCACAUGCAGUGUAAAAUCUUUGACUCCAUGUUGGCUCUAAGUGGCGAUCUUCAGGCUGCCCGCGCCCUCACUAUUAUAUCCCUCGUGGUGGGCACUGUGGGAAUCCUGGUUGCCAUGAUGGGGGCGAAAUGCACCAACUGCGUGGAGGAAGAGACGGCCAAAGCUCGGGUGAUGAUAGUCGCCGGGUUGGCCUUCAUCCUGGCUUCUCUGACCCAGCUGAUCCCUGUGUCAUGGUCAGCCCAUACCAUCAUUAUGGAGUUCUAUAAUCCAAUUUUGAUAAAGAGCAGAAGAAGAAGACUUUUCAGUAUGUCUAUAGGGCUGGAGUUGAUAGGCAUUUCCCUGUGCAUUUUGGGAUGGAUUAUUUCCAUCGUGGCAUGCGCCCUCCCCAUGUGGAGGGUGACGGCCUUCAUCGGCAGCAACAUCGUGACGGCUCAGAUCAUCUGGGAGGGCCUGUGGAUGACUUGCGUGGUCCAGAGCACGGGCCAGAUGCAGUGUAAGGUCUACGACUCCAUGCUCGCCCUCUCCCAGGACCUGCAAGCCGCCCGCGCCCUCACCGUCAUCUCCAUCCUGUUAGCCAUCCUGGCCAUACUCAUCGCCAUCGCCGGAGCCAAGUGCACCAACUGCAUUGACGAUGAGGCAUCAAAGGCCAAGGUGAUGAUCAUCUCUGGGGUCUUCUUCAUCGUUUCAGGGGUCAUGCAGCUCAUUCCUGUCUCCUGGUCGGCCAACAGCAUAAUCAGGAACUUCUACAACCCUUUACUUCCUGAUGCUCAACGGAGGGAGCUGGGGUCCGCGCUGUACAUCGGCUUUGCAGCCGCCGCCCUCCUGGUUCUCGGUGGCGGACUCCUCUGCUGUUCCUGUCCGCCACGCGAGACCAGAUACAACCCUUCACGGAUGGCUUAUUCUGCCCCGCGGUCCGCAGGUGGGCCAGGGUUAGAACGGAAAGACUAUGUAUGAGUGAAUUUCAAAAAAAAAAAAAAAAAAAAAAGACAUUGUUGAAUCUCUAACCUGCCUCUCCACACCAAACGGAGGGUGUACUGAGGAAAAAAGCUGAAGAAAACAAGGAGACUCCGCGAUGAAGGAUGUGUUGAAUUUUGCCUUUAAUGUCAAGUAUCUCUGAAAUAGGGUCUUUUUUCCUCAGAGACUGAAAUGACAUGCAAAGGUCAUAUGAGUGGAAAUUUUCUUUAAUCAAAACAAAAGGCAUUGAAUUUAUGGUCUUAGUGCUCUGUUUUUAAAGUCAGCAUGUUAAAUAUUAUUGAUUAUAUGAUCAUAUACUUUUUUAUACAGUCCUGGCUUCUUAAUGUUUACCACUGAAUUUUUUUUUUUUUAUAAAAACGCCAUGAUGUCAUCUCCAUAAUAGGGCACUACUGUGUAAAACGUUGAAGAAUGGAAUGUGUUUCACAUUUAUGCUGUUUGUUUAAAAUGUCAAAACAGGAUUAUCAACGGGAUUAUGUUUGUAAAUACUGUAUUAAGAGCAUCAUUAAUCACUCGUAACAGUCACAACAGAUGAUAACUGUAUAGAGCUUAUAGUGCAGUGUGGUACUGGUGGAGUUGGGGUGGUGGGAGGACUGGGAGAGGACUGUGUGAACUGAGCACCUGGUUUUAUCGACAACAGUAAUUAUCUAUACACCAUUGCUGUACAUGUAUCUUACAAGUGUUUUUUUUUUUAAAUAAACAUGACUAUUUUUAAGGUA